Molecule: messenger RNA, 1281 nt
Organism: Apus apus (common swift)
Lineage: Eukaryota; Metazoa; Chordata; Aves; Apodiformes; Apodidae
Product: OX-2 membrane glycoprotein-like
Exons: 5
Coding region: 1-1281 (426 amino acids)
Biological process (GO): negative regulation of macrophage activation; regulation of immune response
Molecular function (GO): cell-cell adhesion mediator activity
Source: RefSeq, a predicted model, not a curated record
AUGUCUCUGCAGGAGACACACUGUCCUGGAAGGGGUCCUGGCCUCACAGGAGAUUCAGUGGUGGCUGACCCCCUCCCUGGCAGCCCACAUCUAACGCUCUCCUUGAAAAUGGAGGGAGAAGAAAGAGCCGUCAGUGAAAAAGGAGGGAGGGGGAAUGUCCCUAGAGUAAGAGCAAAAUGUAUAAAAAAGAGGAAGCUGCGUUCAAUGGAUCAGUUGCUUGCUCAUCUCACUGAGCACACAGCUAUGAUUUUCACUUGCCUGCUCCUCUCCAGCAUCUGGACCCUUGCAUCAGGCUCUGUGCAGGUGAUGCACAGCAAGGUCCAGUCAGUCCGGGCAGGAGGAAACACUACUUUUUCAUGCCGAUUGGUCACAAAAGAAGAUGUGCUACAGGUGACUUGGCAGAAGGAGAUGGAUGGGGCUGAAGACAACAUAGCGACUUACAGUACAAUGAAUGGUCAAAAGAUAGCAAAGGACUACGUUGGGCACGUGAGCUUUGCUCAUAGUGAGUUACAAGCCUCGGACAUCUCCCUUCAUGGAGUCACCUUCCAAGACGAAGGAUGCUACAAGUGCAUCUUCAACACUUUUCCCUCAGGGGCUGUCACUGGCAGGAUGUGUCUCCAAGUUUAUGCCAUCUCAGAACCCAAAGUGGAAGCUAGGCUUAUAGCCAGUCCAGACAGAACUGAGGACUCUGAGAAAGUGGUUGGGAUGAGCUGCUCAGCAACAGGGAAGCCAGCUCCAAAAAUCACCUGGCGCCUUCCCAGUAUCCUGCAGCAGAAACCAAGGGAGUAUCACGUCAAACUUGGUAACCAGACCGUGACUGUCAUCAGCAAUUUCACCCAUGCCAACUCCAAAAUCCUUCAGAAGCACCCCAUCGUCUGUGUGAUCCAACACCCUUCUCUGAACGUGACCCUGGUCCUACCCAUGGCCAAUCUGGUGCAGGGUCAGGACAGCAGUGUGUCACCAGCUAUUGCCAUUGUGGUGGGGGUGCUGGUCCCCCUGAUUUCCCUCCUCCUUCUCGCCUGCCUCCUCCACUGCCGCCUCAAGUACCUACGUGAUCCAGAGAGAAACCAAGCCUGGCCGUGCUGGGUAGGUCUGCCUUUCCCCAGGGUGCUGCAGGACUCACCCGUCACAGGGCUCAACACCAGGACCCAUCUGUGCCCAGCCAUCCUGGGGCUGGCUGCAUGCUGCCCACCCCGGGCUGUACCUGAGGCAGAGAGGGACAAAGGGAUCAAAGGGACGGACUCCAGCCAGACAGCUGCAUGCUGGGAAGGGGAAACCUGA